CAGAACAUAGCAACAGCGCAGGCUCGGGGCCGAGUCCGUUAUGGCCGCCGCCGUCGCCGCCGCUGCCGUGGGCAGAAUGAGCGGGGCUGCGCGAGAGAAGCUGCUUCCCGGGCCGGGCGCCCGGGGCCUCGGAGCGCUGGCGCGGUCGCUGGUGCUGGCGUUGUUGCUCGCGCCCGUCCUGUGCUCUGAUACUCCAGAGAACACACCACACAACCCCACUGUUCCUCCUCCAGCUGCACCAACACCCAGAAACAACACUGAACCUUCUAUUUCCCAGAUGAGUACCACUGUUCCUCCCCCAGCCAGUACAGAGAAAAAUGGAGGCACCUCUGCAACACCCACCCCCUCAGCUGCUCCUUCUGCGUCGCAGGACCAGGCUGAUAGCAGUGAAGAUCCCAGCAUGGAGGAGGAGGAUCUUCUGGCACUCAACAGUUCCCCAUCCACAGCCAAAGACACUCUGGACAAUGGUGACUAUGGAGAGCCAGACUACGACUGGACCACUAACCCCAGGGAUGAGGAGCCUGAUGAUAACAUAAACAUAGAGAUAGACGGAGAGAACAGGCGCUUCAGGGGGUUUGAGGACUCUGUGAAGGUGGUGAAGCUCCAGCCCCCAAACAGAGAAGACAGUCAUUUCUUUUUCCAUCUCCUUAUUUUUGCUUUCUGUGCAGCUGUUGUUUAUGUAACGUAUCACAACAAAAGGAAGAUUUUCCUUCUAGUUCAGAGCAGGAAGUGGCGUGAGGGCUUGUGUUCUAAAACAGUGGAGUACCAUCGUCUAGACCAGAAUGUGAGUGAGGCCAUGCCUUCUCUGAAGAUCACCAAUGAUUAUAUUUUCUAAAGCACUGUGACUGGAGUUUGCUUCUCUGUCAUUUUAUUUGCUUGACUUUUGUAUGAUGUCCUGCAGAAUUCUGCCACAGGCAAGUGGUACCAAGAGGGGGCGCUCUCUUUUGCCUUGGUGCUUUGGGAACUAAAUGUCACAAACAAGGAGUAUAUAAUUUUUUUAAUCUGUUCUGUAGAGCUAGAUUCAAUCAGGUAUCUGAAAUGUGAGUUAAAUGUUACCUUAUAUUUUUGUGUAGUUAUUAUUUUCCAUUUAUUGUGCCUCUGGUAGCAGGGUUCCCUUUGAAAGACCCCAAACCGGAGCUAAAGGCUCACGGGGCCCAGCACUGCCGGUUUGCAGUGCUCGCUGACAUUCACAUGCUGUUUUUCCUCUUUCCUUUAUUCUAUUUCUAAUUAUUGAGAUAGGACCUCACUAAAUAACCUAAGCUGGCCUCGAACAGUUGGUCUUCUUGCUUAGGAGUCUCAAGUGCUGGUACCACAGGUAUGGUCGUCCCACCCACUUCCCGAUAACAUAUUUUCAAACACAUUUUUUUUUGUGUGUGUGGUACCAAACUUUAAUUUACAAGGAUGUUGUGAUAUAAUGCUUUAAAGUAACAUAUUUUCCUCUCUUUCAAAACUGCUUUGAAAGAUGAUGGUAAGUGGGCUCAGUUAGUGAGGGUGCUUGCCGCCAAGCCUGACAGCCUGAGUUCAGUCCCCAGGACCUGCAUGGUAGAAAGAAAGCGGGUUGUCCUCUGACAUGUGUGCCAUGGCAUUUGUGCACCCACACACAUGUGCUUACACACACACACACACACACACACACACACACAGUAAAUAAAUGUAAUUAUUUAAAGGAAAAAAAAAAACCUCUUUGGAUAUUUUUUAGGCACUUAAAACAGUGUAUGAUAAUGUGACUGCUGUUUUACCAAUCACAUGUCAAACUUGUUUGGGAAUUCUUGCAAAAUAGACUGCAAUUCCCAAUUCCUAGUGAACACAGCUGAAAUGUUAGGUAGAUAGCAGUUUUUGGUUUGGAUUACUGAAUGAAGGUUGGGUAGAAAUUGGUAGACUAUUUAACCUGUGAACAACAGUUACUUUUAGUCUGUACUUGAUUUUGGCACAAGUUCCAAGGGUUCAGGCGAUGUGUUUCAAACUUAGAUCUGAUUUUUUUCAGUUUGUUUCUUGCUUCACAGUAAAUUUGAAGAGACUUUAGAGGCCAUUAUCACUUGAAUGCUACUGUGUCUUAAUCCUGCAGUUAAAGUGAUAAUCUGGAUAAAGUUUACACACAGAUCUGUGUAACAGUGACAUUCAGACUCCCUGCCAUGUUUUUAUUAUGCUGCCCCUCCCCCAGCAACUGGAAUUAUUUACUGUAUUUCAUGUUAGCCUGAUUUUUAGAGUUGAUCAGAAUGUAAAUGUGUGAUUUGAGCUGUGGUUGACUACCAAGCUUCAUUACAACUCUCCAGAAAGCAUAGCCUUUACUGUGUUUGUGUGCUCAGUAAAGCGCAGGUGAGCCAGCAGCCAUGACCCCGGCGCGGACACAGAAGCAGGCCUGCUGUCCUUCCCCUUCAGGACAGUUGACUGCAGGGUGGGCGGCAUAGUGAAAUAUACCUGCACUGUUUUAUUGCAGUAGUUUUUUUCAUAUCUGAAAUUGUAUUAUUUAAUAUUUUGAAUAAGAUUUUAAGAAAUAAAUGGUAAAGUUAUAAA
This is a messenger RNA of Phodopus roborovskii (desert hamster), 2514 nucleotides long. RefSeq names its product chromosome unknown C5orf15 homolog (gene CUNH5orf15). The record is from RefSeq and is a predicted model, not a curated record. The coding region runs from base 41 to 835 and encodes 264 amino acids. The transcript is spliced from 3 exons. Lineage: Eukaryota; Metazoa; Chordata; Mammalia; Rodentia; Cricetidae.